CUCUCCGAACGGUAUUUACGCCUUCAUAAAUUGCGCACAACGGGUGGCGCUGGAAGUUUUUACUUGAAAUUUUCUUUUACAAGUCUUGUUCAACAUUAGUUGAUCUAAACGACCAGACCAUGAAUCGCUUUCUUCUGCUCGCAUUUUUAUGCUGGCAGCUAUAUGCGGACAGCAACGCAAUAAUCAGAAUCCCUCUAUAUAAAACUCGCACUGUGCGGCGCAUGCUGGCAGACAAUGGAAAGACUAUUGAAGAGCUCAAGUCUAUGGCAAAGUUAUCUGAAAAUACGGCCUACAAUAAACCAGUAACAGCAACACACGCCCCACACACAACUCCAAUACCAAGACCUGUGGAAAAACUCACCAACUUCAUGGAUGCCCAAUAUUUUGGAGUGAUCAGUAUUGGCACCCCUCCUCAAGACUUUACGGUCCUCUUUGACACCGGAUCAUCCAACCUCUGGGUUCCAUCUAUUCAUUGCUCCUUUCUGGACAUAGCGUGCUGGUUUCAUCAUCGCUACGACUCAAAGAAGUCAAGCACGUAUGUUAAGAACGGAACCGAUUUCUCAAUCCGGUACGGCACAGGGAGUUUGUCCGGCUUUGUCAGUCAGGAUACAGUCGCUUUGGCAGGGUUAAAGGUGCCUGACCAGCAGUUUGCAGAGGCGGUUAAGCAGCCUGGGAUUGUGUUUGCUGUGGCACGCUUCGAUGGAGUGCUGGGCAUGGGAUACCCCGCCAUUUCUGUAGACGGCAUCACACCAUGGUUCGACACGGCUAUGGCUGCCAAAAUUCUGCCCCAGAAUGUCUUCUCUUUUUACAUCAACAGGGACCCUGUAGGUGAGGUUGGAGGCGAGUUGAUGCUGGGAGGUUUUGACCAGCAGUAUUUUGAUGGUGAUCUGCAUUUCGUCAAUGUCACCCGGAAAGCCUACUGGCAGAUUGAGAUGGAUAAAGUUCAGGUCGGCAGUACACUUACCUUGUGCAAAGGUGGUUGCCAGGCCAUUGUCGACACAGGAACGUCAUUGAUCACAGGACCAUAUCAGGAGGUGCGCGCGCUGCAGAAAGCCAUCGGAGCGUUGCCACUGCUUAUGGGAGAGUACUGGAUUGACUGUAAAAGGAUUCCAUCACUUCCCGUUAUAUCCAUCAGUCUGGGUGGGAAGAUGUUCAACCUCACCGGAGAAGACUAUGUUAUGAAGGUGACUCAUAUGGGAUUUAGUGUUUGCCUGUCCGGUUUUAUGGCUAUGGAUAUCCCGCCACCUGCCGGGCCUCUCUGGAUUCUGGGAGAUGUUUUCAUCGGCCGUUAUUACAGUGUGUUCGAUAGGGAUGCUGACCGCGUCGGGUUUGCUCGUGCUAAGUGAAGUCAGUGAAUUGUAUGUCUGGAUAUAAUGGCCAGCUGUUAGGAGUUAACACUUGGGUUAAAGCUGGUAAAUUCAUUCCUUUUUUUAAGUAAGCAAGCGAUGAGAAAUGAACAAAUGUGGUAGCGCUUUAUAGUAAGCUAAUAUGAAAUAACAUUGAACAAUAUGUUUGCAUCAUUUAUUGAUUUUGGCUGCUGUUAAAGGGAUAGUUCACCCAAAUAUGACUAACUUAUCCUCAAGUUGUUUUGCUGAACACAAAGGAAGAUAUUUGUAAUCAAGCAGGAAACAGGAAGUGGUCACAAACUUUGUGGUCACAAACAUUGCUCAAAAUAUCUUUGUUUGGCAGAACAAAUAAAUGUAUACAGGUUUGGAACAACUUGAGGGUAAGUAAAUCAUUUUUAACCCUUUAAUCUAUACAUUUUUUAAUUUUUAAAAUAAAUCAUGCUUGUUAAUAGUAUAUAAUUUAUAACCUUAUUGUAAAGUGUUACCACAUGCUUUAAUAGAAACUACAUAUAUUCCAAAGAAUGAAACCCAAAGCCAUACUGAGGUUUCGGCUUGCUUCCAUAUUUUGGUUGAAGCCUUACAAUUUGUUUUUAUUUUGCACUGAAUUGCAAUUUAUAAUGGUGUUGUAAAAAAGCAUAGUUGUUAUUUUAUACUUAUGCUAUUAAUUAUUUUGUAAUGUAAUAAAAAGUGUUUAAAUUCAAUUUUGUAAGACAAACCAAUGGUAAAUGUUUAGUAUUCGGGUUACGCAAGUCUCUGUUUUGAGUUCAAAGCUUUGUAUGUGUGAUUUCUGGUAAUGUUGAUAAUAGUAUAAUACUUUGUUUUCAUGAUGUAUUAAUGGUGUUUUUUGUUACUAGACAAUUUGUAGGAAUCUGAUCAUAAGCACAUGAAUGAUUUUUAACAUUUACCAAUAAUCAAAUAAUGUAACUAGGAUUUAAAGUAAAAAAAAAAAAACAAGUAUUACUUUAAAUAAAGUUUUUUUGUAGUUUGUU
Misgurnus anguillicaudatus (oriental weatherfish) is the source of this 2335-nucleotide messenger RNA. RefSeq names its product napsin A aspartic peptidase (gene napsa). Gene Ontology annotation, cellular component: lysosome. The record is from RefSeq and is a predicted model, not a curated record. Gene Ontology annotation, biological process: proteolysis. Gene Ontology annotation, molecular function: aspartic-type endopeptidase activity. Lineage: Eukaryota; Metazoa; Chordata; Actinopteri; Cypriniformes; Cobitidae.